CCGCCAUCAUCUUGGCCACAAAAACUGCCCCUGGUCAAGACUACUAAACUUAUAAAGUAUUCCUUGCGAAUCAUACAAAGCACGACAUUACUGAAGACACACUCACUCUAGCAUCGUAACCCUCCUUGCAAAUUAAACUAAUGCGUGUAAGUUAGUGUCAGUUCGGCCACUAAUGCAGCCUGUACCGGAGAUCCAUGUCGGUGGGGUUCUUCGCUUUCGAGCAACACCCGACCCCGACGUCAACGAGAGAUGAUCAUUCUGGGCUGGGCCUCGGCGUCUAGCGCUCGGUGGUCCGAUGACCUAAUAAUUGGCCUGCACGCUAAGGCUGAGCGUGUAAGGUACCUUAUCUAAGGUACAUAAUGUUAUCUCUCGAGGGGGCGUUGCGUUUGGAGAUACCGCCAAAACUUUAUUGUUUGCGGGGGAGUGCGGAGGAAUGAGAAAACAAGACCAGAGGAUUUUUGCCCUUUUCUUACUUAGGCUGUCAGACGGGUUCGAUAGGGAAUCAUGGGAACUCGCUAAACGUCGAGCAAAUCAUCGCAGCCUCGCAGCUCAAGGCUAUAAAUAUUCAGCUGCGUCUCGUAGAACACUACCAGAAAAAAGGACAUCAACUAGAAUCACAUCACAUCAUCCAUUCUACAAGUUGCCCCACCAUGAGUAGUAAACCAUCUGUUCUCAUCAUCGGCGGAGGUGUCUUUGGAACCUCUACCGCAUACCAUCUCAUCCAGCGCGGCUACACCAACGUCACAGUGGUCGAUCGUUUCGAAGCCCCGUCUCGCGACUCAGCCGGCACUGACCUGAACAAGGUUAUCCGUGCAGACUAUCCCAACCCGUACUACGCCCAGCUCGGCCUCGAGACCCUUGCUGUGUGGAAAGAUCCAGACUCUCUCUUUGCGGGCCUGUAUCGCGAGUCGGGAUGGAUCAUGGGGGGUCAUGAGGAGACGAAUCAGUGGUUGGAGAACGCUAAGGAUUUGGCCGAGAGGAAGGGCAGACUGGGAGUGGAGUAUCUGGAUGUUGAGAGGAUCAGAGAGAAGUGGCCUGCGUUGACUGGGGAGUUUCCGAGCUGGACUAAUCUGUACAGCCCUCAGGCUGGUUGGGUCCCCUCAGGCCAAGCCCUUCUCCGCAUGGCCAAAGCUGCAGAGGGGAAUGGCGCAAAGUACAUCACCGGCCGUGCAGGCCAGAUCAAGCAGCUCCUACACGAGGACGGAACCUGCAAGGGUGCCGUAGCCGCUAACGGGGAGAUUCAUCGCGCCGACAAGGUCAUUGUUGCAGCUGGAGCAGGUCUCCCGGCUCUUGUCGAGGGAGCGAGAACUGAUGUCAGAGCGGAGACUUCGGUAAUCUGUGUGAUGAAGCUGGAGCCACAUGAGAUUGAAAAGUACAAGGACAUUCCCAUCAUUGACGACUUUGAGCAGGGCAUAAUCUUUCCUCCUGAUGAGAAUGGCCUCAUUAAACUAUGCAGUGUUCGGCUUGUGACCAACUAUUUCAACCAUGUGCACCCUGGUGCCUCAGUCUUGCAUUCGGUGGGUGACUAUCCUUUCGAUGGAUGCCCUAAGGAACUUGAAGUCGAGAUUCGAAAGUUUGUUCGAGAAAUGAUCCCUGAGCUCGCAGAUAGACCCUUUGUCCACACCCGUCAAUGCUGGGACGGCAUGGCCUCAGACCUCAACUUCCGCAUCUGCCCCUAUCCCGAAACAAAGAAUCUUUACAUAGCAACAGCUGGUUCAAAUCACGGCUUCAAGUUUCUCCCAAUCAUUGGAAAGUACGUAGUCGAUCUCCUCGAGGACUCCCUCGAUUCAGGUCUCAAGAAUCUCUGGAGCUGGAAAUUCGGAAAGAAGCCCGGUGAUUUCCAAGAUCCUCAUCCUUUUCCCCGCAGAGACCUGAACGAGUUGACGGGCUGGAAGGGCAGAAACGCUCCAGCGGAGGGAAAGCUGCCAUGGACGUGGAGCCGUAGUCGUCUGUAGUGGGGUGUAGAUGUAGUAGAUAGUUUACUCACAUCUCACGACUGGAAAUCUUUCAAAUCAAAAUAGAUCCGCUAGGGGAGGAAAGAAAACUCAGG
Fusarium verticillioides 7600 is the source of this 2050-nucleotide messenger RNA. RefSeq lists its product as hypothetical. NCBI's taxonomy places the organism in Eukaryota, Fungi, Ascomycota, Sordariomycetes, Hypocreales, Nectriaceae. The transcript is spliced from 4 exons. The record is from RefSeq and is a predicted model, not a curated record. Bases 651 to 1955 code for a protein of 434 amino acids. Gene Ontology annotation, molecular function: sarcosine oxidase activity; flavin adenine dinucleotide binding; saccharopine oxidase activity.